CGGCGGGAGGGAGCGAUGGCGCGGCCGCUGAUCCUCGGGCUCCUCAGCCUCUUCGGGCUUCUGGCCGCCGCUUUGGCAAGCCCUGUGCUGUGGCAGAAGGAGUGUGUGAAGGGGCCGGAGGUGUGGUGCCAGAGCAUCCGCACGGCGUCGCAGUGCGGGGCGGUGAAACACUGCCAGCAGAAUGUCUGGAGCAAGCCUGCUGUGAGCAGUAUUCCCUGUGACUUGUGUAAGGAGCUUGUGACUGUUGCUGGCAAAGUUUUGAAGGAUAAUGGCACUGAGGAUGAGAUCCGAUCUUACUUGGAAAAGACGUGUGAGUUUCUUCCUGACCCAGGCCUUGUCUCUGAGUGCAAAGAGAUUGUGGAUUCCUACUUGCCAGUUAUCAUGGAUAUGAUCAAGGAAGAGCUUGAUAAACCUGAGGUUGUGUGCAGUGCCCUCGCUCUGUGCCAGUCCCUUCAGAAGCACCUUGCAGCAAUGAAGCUCCAGAAACAGCUCCAGACCAACAAGAUCCCAGAGCUGGAUUUCUCUGAGCUGGCAUCUCCGUUCAUGGCCAAUGUGCCUCUCCUCCUUUACCCUCAGGAAAAGCCUAAGCAGAAGCCUAAGGCGAGUGGGGAUGUGUGCCAAGAUUGCAUUCAGCUGGUCACUGAUGUUCAGGAAGCUGUGAAGACAAACUCCUCUUUUGUGAAGUCUUUGGUUGCUCAUGCCAAGGAGGAGUGUGACCGUUUGGGACCUGGGAUGUCCGAUAUGUGCAAGACCUACAUUUCUGAGUAUUCUGACUUGGCCAUCCAGAUGAUGAUGCACAUGAAGGAUCAGCAACCAAAAGACAUUUGUGCCAUGGUUGGGUUCUGUUCUUCGGUGAAGUCUGUUCCCCUUCAGCCUCUGGUGCCAGCUCAGGUGGUUCAUGAGGUGAAAAUGGAAAUUGUGGAGAAGGUCGCAGUCCAAGAGAAGUCUUUUUCCUUGUGUGAAAUCUGUGAGACCAUGGUGAAAGAAGUGACUGGCCUCUUGGAGAGCAACAAGACAAAGGAGGAGAUUGUGCAUGAGAUGGAGGUGGUCUGCCGCCUGUUCCCAGGAAGUGUCAAGGACCAGUGCAAGGACUUCAUUGAGGUCUAUGGCCAGGCUGUGAUUGACAUGCUCCUGGAGGCAACAAGUCCUGAAGCUGUGUGUGCCAUGCUGAAAUGCUGUGCAGCCAGCAAGCUUCCCCAGCAGCCAGUUGUAGUGAAACCUGCAGGUGGCUUCUGUGAUAUCUGCAAGAUGGUGGUGGCUUAUGCAGACAAAGAGCUAGAGAAGAAUGCCACGACAGCUGAAAUUGAAGCUUUACUGGAAAAAGUCUGUCACUUCCUGCCAGAGUCUGUCAGUGAUCAGUGUGUGCAGUUUGUGGAACAGUAUGAACCCGUGGUUGUGCAACUCCUGGCAGAAGUGAUGGAUCCCACUUUUGUUUGCACUAAACUCGGAGUCUGUGAGUCAGCCAAAGAGCCUCUCCUGGGGAAUGAUGCCUGUGUCUGGGGUCCUGGCUACUGGUGUAAGAACAUGGACACUGCUGCCCAGUGCAAUGCUGUUGAUCACUGCAGACGUCAUGUGUGGAACUAGAAGAAGAAUUUCCAGUUCUGAAAGUUUGCCAUGGCUCUUAGGAAAUGUGGGCCGAGGUUGGCGGAGAGCUGUAUCUCACCUGCCCCUCCUCUCUGCCUCAUUAACAAUUUGACCUUCAAGUUCCUUUGUUGUAACUCUUCUGUAGCAGUGCUGCUGUUGAAGGAUCAGAUUUUCAUUGUUGACUUAACAAAGAUAUUUCUGAUUGUACAGUUUAACCCAUUAUGCUAAAAAUAGUCAGUGUGUUGUAGAUUUUUUUUUUAAAUUGGUAGCUGAAUGGUUUUUUAUGUGCUGGGAAGAAUGACAGAGAUAGCAAAAUAAGGCUCUUAUCUUUUAAUUUAAAAACAAGAGCAAGAUGGCAACUAAACUUUCAAAUGUGUUUCUGUAGGCAGCAUUGGUAAGAUUUUACAUGCUUUGCAUUUUUAACAUCUGGCUGGAGUGUUUAUUUUCUGUCUAUGGGAACUCUAAGGGAUAAUGUUGAAUCUGGGAAUCCUUUGGGCUGGAAUUUUCAAAGCUCUUACAGAUGCAGAGAAGGGGGCUUUGUGUGCCCAGCUAACUUUUAAAGUCAAUGGUACUUAAAAAGGUGCAUCUGAGUGAUCAGCCUUUUGCAUUUGAGUGACCAGGCUUGUGGCUCGUGGUGUUGUUGUAGCUAAGAAAAACCCUCCCUCAGCCUUCCAUCACAUCCUUCUGAUUUCCUUGGACUCAGUCUCAGCACAGGUGUUCUGCUGCCAAGCCCAGUGGGAUAUCAGUCUCCUGAAGCAUGCUGGCUUACCUGAGCGAUGACUCCCUUUUUUUUUUUCUUUUCCUAGUUGCUCAAUUCUGCUUGGUCUUGCAGCUUCCCACAGGCUGGGUGCUGAGGAGGUAGCGUGAGCUGUUGCUGGAAGAUGGAGGGAGGAUCAGGUCAGCAGGAGCUGGGAAUAUGUCAAAGGCAGUUCAGUGGAAUGUGUGGAAAAGCAGGAUUUUAUCAUAACCUGUUUGUUCCCUGCUCUGCUUUUUCUCUCUCACAGCUUAUUUCAGUCACCUAAAACUUAGAGGUGCUGUGAGGCCUGGGGGCACCUCCCACUGCUGCCCACCCACUCUCACUGACGCCCUGCUGAGUAACUGGAGGUAUGGAUUGUUAUCCAGAGUUCCCAUUUCUGUUGGGAAAUGCAGCAAGCAGAGAGGGCAGGUGGUAGGAGCACUGAAGUGUAGGUAUUUGAGGUUCUGCUGGCACACUUGACAGCCUUUUGCACCUCUCUGAAAUUUCACUUAAAUGGCUUGAAAUCCCACCCAACAAAGCCUUCAAGGCAGGCUGCUACCCUGGGAACAUGGCAGGCCCUUGAUGUGAAGGAUCCUUGAGAGUGAGAAUCCUGCUUGUAUUGCUUGGGACAGACCUUGCAUUGGGUGUACACUUCAGAUCAAGUUAAUCCCUAAAGCAGAGGCACCGAAGUUGCUCUGAGGGCACCUUUUGGGAAGGAGCAGCUGGGUGCAGAUGUGGAGCUUUGAAAAUUCCAGUCCUGUUCAGAAAGAUGCUGGUAGCUCCUGCUGUUCCUGUGGAGUGUGGGGCAUGCAGGAGCUCCAGUCACAAUGCUGUAGCAGCAAGCAGAGUAUUUUUCAUUGGAAAACCACUGGACUGCAGGUUUUAGUUGAUCUGUGUAUGUAUUAAAAGCCUGGGCAGUGCUGACAGGUGGCAACAGAGGUGGUUCUCUCUCCCCUGUUUCCUGAAUGCUGAAGCACUCAUGGCUUUAAAUAAGAGGGGGAAAAAAUAAAAAGGAAAAAGAAAAUUUCCCCUAAAGACAUAAAAUACCUGCAGCUUUGUGCCCUGGCAGGCUCGUGCAGUGGUUCUGGUAGUGUAUCCCAGCUGGGGUAGAUGGAGGAGAUAGGAGCUGGGCUCUGUUCCUUCGGCACCGCUGCCCUGGAGGGACGGGUUCUGUUAUACCGCGGCACAGAGGGUGGCAUUUGCUAUUUCAAACUGGCUGCUGUGGAUCUUUCUUGGGGGAGGUGGGGCUGCAUUGACAUCUUGGCAGGUUGGGAAGGUUUUAUUUUCCUGGAGUUUUUAGUAGGAUUCAUGCUGGAGACCUGCUGGGCAAGGUGAACCAGGGGAAGUCCUGUGUUGCUGCUGGGAGUCCCUUUAGUUUUCUCCCUUCCUGUGGACUGUGGCACCUGACCUGCUUUGAGUCGUGCUGGGGUGGGGGGUGGGGGACACUGUGCAGUUGCUUUCUAAAGAACAUUGUCUUGAUUUUUUUUCUUUUUUUUUUUCGCACAAAAGCUUCCUUAAUGAACAAUAAAAACUUCCAUAAACCAACCAGCUUGCAUGUUUUAUUUUUCUGGAUGGCAAAGGUUCUUGCUGAGGUUCCCUGGACUGCAGGGCCAGGAGAAGGCACAUCCCAAGAUGUCACUGGCAACCUGGGCCUGAAUGGAUUCAGGUUCUCAUUAGGGCUGCAUGUCCCAUCAAGCCUUUGUUCUUCUGCACAGGGUUGCAGGUGGAAGAGGCUUGCCUGGGAUUGCUGCCGCUCUCUUCCCUGGACAAACACAAUGCCUGGUGUGAGGCAACAGCCCCGUGUUGCAAUCCCCAGAGGGACUUUUGAUACUGGCCUUCCCUGCUGCCUCGCAUUUAGUGUGGCUCCCUGUGUCUCCUUAUUCCUUGAUUCCAAAUAAGAUUCAGAAAUGUCAUUUAAAGGCCGGGAACUUGGUG
Molecule: messenger RNA, 4255 nt
Organism: Cinclus cinclus
Lineage: Eukaryota; Metazoa; Chordata; Aves; Passeriformes; Cinclidae
Product: prosaposin
Exons: 15
Coding region: 16-1584 (522 amino acids)
Biological process (GO): sphingolipid metabolic process
Cellular component (GO): lysosome
Source: RefSeq, a predicted model, not a curated record